AAGUGACAUUUAUUUAGGACAAGAAUUUAAUUUGUUAGCAUUUUAUUUGACAUCUGCACCUGCUGCUGUAAAACAAACCUUUUAUAACCACCAAGAAGAUAAAGUGGACUGAAUAUGCCAGGUGGAGUGAUCAUAAAAGCAACUUCUAAAUAAACUAUCAAAUCAAGAAAGGAUACACAAUGAGUGAAGUUAGCACAGGAAAAGACGAUGCGGUACAGAAUGGCAACGUCAAAUAUUCCCAGGUAUCUGGUAAAGAUGAAUGCAUUCAGAUGCCUGAAAACCUGGAGAAAAAUCACGCAGCAAGCGACCACGAGGACCAUGUGGACGAGAGGACACACCUCCAGGUGACGAGUGACAGCGUGGAGGCCCGAAAACUCGAGGAUGUGAAAAUCUCAGACAUUGAUGAGCCUUACGCUCCUCCUUAUAAACAGACAACUUCUGCUUACGAGAAACCAACCCACUACCCUGUGAAAGGGGGACGCUUGAAGAGGCCAAAAUCCUACAUUGUGUUCGCCUGGAUUUCGAUCAUCCUUAACCCCCUUUUUGGGAUUGUCGCAAUUUGCUUAUCAUGGGCCUCCCAUGGAAUGAGUGACGAUCACGACGAGGAGUGCAACGAGUUAGCACGACGCCUGGGCCUUGCUUCACGUAUAGUGGGGGCUGUUGGGAUUGCCGCUACAAUUGUGACAUUGAUCAUUGUUUUACCAAUAGUUCUCACUUAGAGACAGACAUCUGACGUGAUAACCUACCAGUGAUUUAGAGGGACACUAGCCUGAUCUGUUUGGAUUUUUUUUCCAAUUUAUUUAUUUAUUAUUAUUAUUAUUAUUAUUAUUAUUAUUAUUAUUAUUAUUAUUUUUGCAUCUGGUAGGAAUUCACUAGUCAAAUGGGCAUACAGUCACCAUCAUUGCAAUGCUGGCAGGUAUUUUUAACAGUGAGACCUGAUCAUAUGAGGAUGCUGAUUUAUGUACAUGUAUAGAUUACAUGUCAGUGAUUUGAAUAUAGAUAUGGUUUCUAAUACUGUGUUUGUGAAUUAUACUGUAUAUAUCUAAAUGUUUGACUGAAAUAUGGACAAUGCAUUUUUUGACAUUUAAUUAAGAUUUUAUGUAUUUUAUAUGGACUGUGUAUUAAAAAGGAAAACUGUG
Molecule: messenger RNA, 1139 nt
Organism: Lingula anatina
Lineage: Eukaryota; Metazoa; Brachiopoda; Lingulata; Lingulida; Lingulidae
Source: RefSeq, a predicted model, not a curated record